Molecule: messenger RNA, 429 nt
Organism: Spirometra erinaceieuropaei
Lineage: Eukaryota; Metazoa; Platyhelminthes; Cestoda; Diphyllobothriidea; Diphyllobothriidae
Source: the annotation of a GenBank genome assembly
AUGAUCUCGGCAAAUCCUCUUGGUGCGGUCGAGUAUUCCACCAACCUCCUAUACUGCUGCCGGCAGCUUAUGCGGACACUUUCUCCGGUCCCGCCCAGGCCAUCCGCCUCUCCGUCUUAUCUCGAGAAGGGCUUGGCGACGUGCUCUCACGUCUACCUUCGAUGUGCUCGAGUCCACCGGUCUCUGGAACCGCCCUAUGGCGGCCCAUUGCGGGUGCUCUCUCGCGGGACAAAGACGCUCCGUACUCAACGCGACAAUCGUGAGGAGGUCGGGAGUGUGGACCGUCCGGACUUUCCGUCGGACGUGCCCUGUGGUCCCUUACCCUCUGUUCCCCCACCUCUUCCAGCCUCUAUUCCACCGUCCCGUAUUUUCCCUCUUCCCCCCUGUCCGCUACCGGCAGGAUACGGAAUUGGGAACGUCUUGGAGUAA